Molecule: messenger RNA, 935 nt
Organism: Melanotaenia boesemani (Boeseman's rainbowfish)
Lineage: Eukaryota; Metazoa; Chordata; Actinopteri; Atheriniformes; Melanotaeniidae
Gene: srek1ip1
Product: SREK1-interacting protein 1
Exons: 5
Coding region: 105-650 (181 amino acids)
Molecular function (GO): nucleic acid binding; zinc ion binding
Source: RefSeq, a predicted model, not a curated record
AUGUUUCCGGUCGACGUUAUUUUGCUAGUGGACUAAACUACAUCGCGCCCGCGAAAGCAGUAAAGCAGUUUUUGUACUUCCUUGGAUUUAUCGCUUAAAUUGCAAUGGCUGUACCAGGUCCCAAUAAGGACAACAUCAGAGCUGGGUGUAAGAAAUGUGGAUACCCGGGUCAUUUAACGUUUGAGUGCCGGAAUUUUGUCAGAGUUGACCCCCAGAAAGACAUAGUUCUGGAUGUAAGCAGCACCAGCACUGAGGAAAGUGAAGAUGACCUACCUCCUUUUUGUCCUCCUCCGCACAGUGAGAAGGUGGGGCGAAGUGGCCACCAUCGUAAAGGUUCCGAUGAUGAAGAUGGUGGAAAGAGGAAGCACAAACAAAAGAAGAGCAAAGACCGAAAGUCAAGAAAAAGAUCUAACUCAUCAUCGAGUGAUGAAGAAGCUUCAAAAAAGAAAAAGAAGCGCCACAGAUCAAGCUCAUCAUCUGAUGGAGAGGAGAGGAGGAAGAAAAAGAAACAAAGCCAUAAGAAGAAAAGCAAAAAGAACAAAAAAGAGCAUGGGAAGCAUCACAAAAAGAGACAGAAAAAAAGAAAACACGAAUCUUCCUCCUCCUCUUCCUCCUCUUCCAGCUCCAGUGAAUCCAGUGAAAGUGACUGAGCUAUAAAACUGCAGCCUCCGGAUGUCCAGCUGUUCAUGAAAUGUGCUACGUUGACAUUGUGUAAAAAAUACACCUCAUCUUGUUCCAUCCAGUGUCUAUUAAAACAAGGAUUUCAGUCAAUAUUUUAAAAAGCAUUGUAGAUAACACCAUAGACUGCAGACAACAGGGUUUUCUGAUGGCAGUCAAGUGGAAACAUCAUUAUAUAUGAAAAAUCUGAUUGCUUUUGACAUUCUUGACAAUACAAAACCAGAGUUUUAAGUUUAAUAAAGCAGUGAAUUACAGUA